Molecule: messenger RNA, 2632 nt
Organism: Chara braunii
Lineage: Eukaryota; Viridiplantae; Streptophyta; Charophyceae; Charales; Characeae
Source: the annotation of a GenBank genome assembly
CAUCGCGUCUCGUUCCUAGUGAGUGACGAGCUCCCCAUGGAUAUGUUGUUAGGUAUGUACUACCUCUCUGUGGCACAGCCCCAAUUUGACUGGGACCGAAAAGUGGUCAAACACACUUUGCCAGGUGGAGGGAUUACCAGAUUGCACAAGUUCAAAGCUAGUAGUCUGAUCGAGUCCCAUGGAUGCAAGUGUGCAGCCGCGUUCUAUAACUAUUAUAAGCAAAAUGAGGAGGAGGGUAUGUACUUAGUUUAUGUCUCUGUUGCAUGCGAGCCGAUGAAAAUGCCGCCGAAGAUACAGGGAAUAGUUGCCAAGUACCCUAAUCUAUUUGAAGAGCCGACAGGGGUUGUAGAGAGGGAGGUCGUCCACACGAUAGCGAUUAUCCCAGGGUCUAGCAUCCCAAAGGGUAGGAUCUAUCGGAUGUCUCUAGGCGAGCUCGAUGAGCUUCGCCGACAUCUCAAGGAACUCGUAGAGAAGGGUUGGAUCCGGUCGAGUGUCUCUCCUUAUGGAUCUCCAGUACUAUUCAUACCUAAGAAGAACGAGGGUACACUUAGGAUGUGCAUUGACUAUAGGGGCCUCAAUGCCAUCAAUGUAAAGAACAAAGAGCCCCUACCACGCAUCGACGAUUUGCUUGAUAGAGUGCAAGGGUGUCGGUACUUCACUAAGAUAGAUCUGAAGUCCAGGUACCAUCAGAUUGCAAUCCUGCCCGAGGAUCAACACAAAACCGCAUUUCAAACCAGGUACGGUCUGUACGAGUUUGUGGUGAUGCCUUUCGGCCUUGCUAAUGCUCCUGGCACUUUUCAGCACGCUAUGAAUCGGAUAUUCCAUGACUACUUGGAUAAGUUUGUCAUCGUGUACCUCGAUGACAUACUUAUUUUUAGUAAGACUGUCGAGGAGCACGUUGCACAUUCAGACAAAAUCCUCAGUCUCCUACGACAACACAAGUUCAAGAUCAACGGUGAGAAGUGCGAGUUUGGCCGCACCCGUGUCUUGUACUUGAGUCAUGAGAUAUCCGCGGAAGGGUUGAAGCCCGAUGACGCGAAGGUGGCCAGCAUUCGUGAUUGGCCGCGUCCUCAGUCUGUGACUGAGAUGAGAUCAUUCUUAGGGAUGACCGGCUACUAUCGCAACUUUGUGGAGAACUAUAGCAUAGUUGCCACCCCUUUGACUGAUCUGACCCGCCUUGACACCCCAUGGGAGUGGACUGAGAGAUGCGAGGCUGCUUUCAGACAUCUGAAGCAUGCGUUGACGCAUUACGAAGUCUUAAAACUUCAUGAUCCUGACAAGGCCUUUAUAGUGACUACGAAUGCUAGCCAAUAUGGCACAGGCGUCGUGCUUGCACAACAGGAGGGGAAAAAGUUUUGGCCUGUAGAGUACAUGUCCAAAAAGAUGCCCUCUCAGAAGUUGGCUAAGUCCAGCUAUGAGAAGGAACUCUAUGCGGUUAAGGCUCUGACCCAUUGGAGACAUUAUCACCUUGGGAGGUUCUUCAUCCUCAGGACUGAUCAUCAGACUCUGAGAUGGAUGAGAACUCAGCCUAUACUCUCUAACGCCCUCAAGCGUUGGAUCGAAGUCAUAGAGCAGUAUGACUCCGAGCCCCAGUACAUCAAGGGCGAGUACAACAAUUUUGCUGAUGCCUUGUCGCGUAGGCCUGCUUUCUCAGGUACGCUGAUUACUGAGUUUGGGCUUGAGGACAGUGUUACUCAGUCUUUGGCGGAAGCCUAUCGCGAGGACCAGUUCAUGUUUGAGAUCAUACGCAGACUUCAGGCGAAGGACAAGAAGACCUCUGCCAAGUUUGAAUUGCUGUACGUGGAGACUUGUCAAGUCUGUCAGAGGGACAAGCCUCGUACGCAGGCUCCUCUUGGGCUUCUGAAGCCCCUUCCGAUUCCGGAAUGGCCUGGCGAGAGUUUGUCCAUGGACUUCAUGGAUACUCUAGUCACCAGCAAGAGUGGGAUGCGACACAUUUUCGUCAUCGUGGAUAGAUUUAGUAAGUACUCUAGGUUAGUAGCAAUGCUGGAAACAGUAAGAACGAAGUAUGUGAUCCGAAUGUUCAAAGAGAACUGGGUUAGAGACUUUGGUUUACCGAAGUCUAUUAUUAGUGACAAAGAUGUCCGAUUUGCCAGCAAACUGUGGAAGGCCGCUGUUGCAGAGCAGGGAACCCACUUGCAAAUGACUUAUGGGAACCACCCAGAGGCCAACGGCCAGGCCGAGCAACUGAACCGCGUUGUACAACAUCUGUUGAGGCAUUACAUCAAGCCCGACCAGGUGGACUGGGAUGAGAAGCUUGCUCUCAUCGCCAGUUUGUACGACAAUGCGGUACACAGCGCCACCGGGGAUGUUGUAGAACAAAUGCAAAAGGCACAGGCGGCUAUGAUAGAAUCUGCGAACAAACACCGUCGUGAGUCUUCAUUUCAGGUUGGGGAUAGAGUCUAGGUUAAGUCCUCAGAACUGGGACAGGAGCACGGGAUCUCCUACAAGCUCAUGCCACCGUACUUUGGACCAUGGGAUGUCUUAGAUAUUGUUGGGACUGAUCCGCACGGACCUUCUUACAUAAUCUGGAUCCCUGGUCAUCUCCGCACUUACCCUGUCUUUCACGGCUCCAAGCUUGCACCUUUCAAGGAAACAAAUCAGUUUCCAUCUC